AUGCCGCGGCCGAACAUCCAGAAGGACCACCUCGGGCCGGAGCAUCCUCACCAUGACCACCAUGACCACCAUGUCCACCACCUGCACCAUGAACCCGUUGAUCACCUCUCGCAUCUGAUGGCGCGACACCACGCGUCGCUCCUUGAACGCCUCAGUGAGCAGGACGAGAUCUUGCGCGAUAUCCUGUCGCGGACUCACCACCGAACUUCCUGGGGUGGUGGUGCGGACGAGAAGCCUCGGCCGCCGCGACGAAAAUCUUACCGUUCUCCCAUCAAGGUCGUGGAGGCCCAGACAGACGGCAAAUUUGUCAGUGAGACAGCGCACUCUGCACACUCGCACAUCAUCAAAUCCUACACCGCGGAGGACGCGGAGCGGAGAGAUGUGUCCUCCAGCAUCCACGGCCACACCAUGCGGCGGAUGCUGGGCCAGGCCGCGACGAAGUUCUCCCACUUGGCAGCCCCGGCGAGACACACCAAGGACACUUGCACCUCGUGCAUCCGGAAAAUCGUGGAGUCCAGUGCCUUUGAGGGCUUCUUCGCUCUGGUCGUGAUCAGCAACGCCAUCUUUAUUGGAGUCGACGUGCAGUAUGUGAUCGAGAAUCCAGGGCCCAAGCCUGCGAGCUACCGUGUGGCCCAGUACUCCUACACGGCCUUGUUUGUGAUCGAGCUGGCCUUCAGGAUGCUGGCAGCUGGGCGGUCUUUCUGCCGAGGGGACGACUGGAUGUGGAAGGUUUUGGACGUCUUCGUGGUCCUCACAUCCUUGUGGGAGGUCCUGGUCGACAUCUUGCAGGCUAUCUACGAGGAGCAGAACGGCCUCAGUGCUAUCCAGGGCCUGCAGUCCGUCAAAUCCUUUAGAAUAAUCCGGCUGACACGGCUUGUCAGAACCAUGCAGUUCAUCCGCGUCUUCCAGUUCGUCAUGGCCCUGCGCAUGCUGGUGGAUUCCAUCAUCUCGACUCUGAGAUCGCUGUUCUGGGCGCUCAUGCUACUAACACUCGUGGUUUAUGUCUUCGCCGUUCUCUUUGCCACUGCAGUCAACGACUACAAACGUGAGGGCACCGAGCUCCUCCUGAGCGACCAGGACAAUUACGGUGAGGCUGCUGACGGCACUCUUGUGCAGUGUCCUUCGCCGCUGAGCUCCAAGCAAGCAGGCACUGCCUGCAGCUCUCCGAUCCCUUAUUCCCCCCUGCGGCCCCUCUUCCAGUCUCGCUCUUCGACCCUCGGCCGCGCCUCCCCGCACCUCAUGAGUGAGAGGUUGGGGAAGCGGAUGGUAGCGGGGAAGAGGGCCGGAAGGCCUGGAGCUACACAAGGGCAACUCCUCCACAAGAGACCUGCAGAGAGAUCUGGCAUGACAGACACUGCUUCGGCCGACCAACAACGGCCCCCACAGUCAGAGGAUUUGGCGGCCAGUCGCCGCUUCUGGGAUUCAUUGCCAGAUCCUGGGCUCAAGUCAGACAUUGGAGGCUCCAAUCGGUUGAGUGGCUAA
Symbiodinium sp. CCMP2592 is the source of this 1482-nucleotide messenger RNA. Lineage: Eukaryota; Dinophyceae; Suessiales; Symbiodiniaceae. The record is from the annotation of a GenBank genome assembly.